AUGCAACAUGAUGACUCCAGCCAAGUGACUUUAUUGGGCAGUGCCAAAGAGAGACAGGUGGGGAGUGAGUUUGAGUACAAUGCCGGGGAGGAGUAUUUCCUCCAGAAUGGUAUUCUCUAUCAUCAACUUGGACCAGCUAAGCCGCUAGUGGUUCCCAAGGUUGCCCGAUACACUGUACUUCUCUUGGGUCACUCUGUUCCCUGUGCUGGCCACCUAGGGAAGCACAAGAACCUGGCUCGUGUUAGACGGAAGCCCUCGUCUCCUUGGCCACAAACACUGCUCAUUUACAUUGUGUGGUACUCCAUCUCUCUGACCACUGUGACUCUCAACCUGCUCAUCAUCAUCUCAAUCUCCCACUUCAGGCAGCUCCACACACCCACCAACAUCCUCCUCCGCUCUCUGGCUGUGUCAGACUUUCUAGUGGGCCUCGUGCUGAUGCCGGGAGAAGUUCUCCGACAAACAUCCUGCUGGUUUCUUGGUGACUUUUUGUGUUUUCUUUAUUAUUUUCUUACAAGCAUCAUUACUGCAUCUUCAAUAGGAGACAUAGUGCUCAUAUCAGUUGACCGUUAUGUGGCUAUUUGUGACCCUCUGCAUUACAACACCAGAAUCACUCUGAACAGAGUUAAACUCAGUGUUUUUCUGUGUUGGCUCUUUUCUGCUUCCUACAGCUUUCUCUUUGUGAAGAUUGACCUAACUCAACCGGGGAGGUAUAAUUACUGCUACGGAGAAUGUUUGUUGGUCAUUGACUAUGUCAUGAAAGCUGUAGACAUGGUUUUGUACUUUAUUGUUCCAGUUACGGUCAUUGUAGCUUUGUAUCUGAGAAUAUUUGCUGUGGCUGUGUCUCAGGCCCGUGCCAUGCGCUCUCACAUUACAGCUGUCACGCUCCAGCUGACAGUGACUCCAAAGGCAAAGAAAUCUGAGCUGAAAGCAGCCAGGACUCUUGGUGUUCUGGUAGUUGUGUUUCUAAUAUGUUACUGUCCAUAUUACUGUGUUUCUCUUGCAGGUGACAGCUUGCUCAAUGCUUCAUUUCCAUCCUAUGUUCUCUUUGUGUUCUAUUCUAACUCUGGUCUAAACCCUGUGAUCUAUGCCUUGUUUUACCCCUGGUUUAGAAAAGCAGUUAAACUCAUAGUCACUCUUCAGAUACUGCAGCCUGGCUCCUGUGAGACCAACAUGCUGUAG
This is a messenger RNA of Etheostoma cragini (Arkansas darter), 1179 nucleotides long. RefSeq names its product trace amine-associated receptor 13c-like. Gene Ontology annotation, molecular function: trace-amine receptor activity. Gene Ontology annotation, biological process: G protein-coupled receptor signaling pathway. The coding region runs from base 1 to 1179 and encodes 392 amino acids. The transcript is spliced from 3 exons. Gene Ontology annotation, cellular component: membrane. The record is from RefSeq and is a predicted model, not a curated record. NCBI's taxonomy places the organism in Eukaryota, Metazoa, Chordata, Actinopteri, Perciformes, Percidae.